Molecule: messenger RNA, 2221 nt
Organism: Choloepus didactylus (southern two-toed sloth)
Lineage: Eukaryota; Metazoa; Chordata; Mammalia; Pilosa; Megalonychidae
Gene: CCR6
Product: C-C motif chemokine receptor 6
Exons: 4
Coding region: 434-1561 (375 amino acids)
Biological process (GO): immune response; chemotaxis; positive regulation of dendritic cell chemotaxis
Cellular component (GO): membrane
Molecular function (GO): C-C chemokine receptor activity
Source: RefSeq, a predicted model, not a curated record
GAGGGUAAAGAAUAAGAGAACAUUAACUUGAAAAGACAGCUGAGAAGGGAACAUGAGGAGCCCCUACGUCCAGAAAUUGUGUAAAUAGCACAGCAUCUCUACUGGUCUAACCAGUAAACAAAUGCUGGUGUGUUUACACUGGUGAAGAGAAACCUAAAGUUGGAAGAAAUCUGCAAUUUUAAGAGAAAAACUCUGUGGCUGUUAGUUUGUGGAACAAAAAGCUACUUCUUUACUGUGAUUGCUGGUGAUGUGGAGGCUGGAGCAUCUUUGAGGCGAGUGUGGCCCGGGAAUUCGUUCUGGAUUGCAGCAUUCCAGCAGUCUUUUCUUAGAUUCACUUUUACUCUCCUACUAUCUCUGCUGGUGAGCCAGAGGGUUGAAUCUUCACUCCCCUUCUAUCCCAGGCCUGCAUUUGCUGCCCAGAUCAGGUAUCACAAUGAGUGAGGAACCAAUGAAUUUCAGCAAACUUUAUUAUGAAAAUGAAGAUUAUUUUUGGACAACUAAUAAUGGGGAUUACUUUUUGGGUGAUGAGUCCUUUCUAUGUUCCUUAGGGGAUGUCAGAAGUUUUUCCAAGUUAUUUGUCCCAAUUGCUUAUUCUUUGAUAUGUGUCUUUGGUUUACUGGGAAAUAUUUUAGUGGUGAUCACCUUUGCUUUUUAUAAGAAAGCCAAGUCUAUGACAGAUGUUUAUCUCUUGAAUAUGGCCAUAGCAGACAUACUGUUUGUCCUUACACUCCCAUUCUGGGCAGUGAACCAUGCUACUGAAGCCUGGGUUUUCAGCAAUGCCAUGUGCAAACUGAUCAGAGGUAUCUACUCCAUCAACUUUAACUGUGGCAUGUUGCUCUUGACCUGUAUCACCAUGGACCGCUACAUUGCCAUCGUACAGGCAACCAAAUCUUUCAGGCUCAGAUCCCAAACACUCGCCCACAAUAAAAUAAUCUGUCUUGUUGUGUGGGUUGUGUCGAUCAUAAUCUCCAGCUCAACUUUCAUGUUCUAUCAGAAGUACAACAUCCAAGGCCAUGAUGUCUGCGAACCCAAGUACCACAACGUCUCGGACCCCAUCAAGUGGAAAUUGCUGAUGUUGGGGCUUCAGCUCCUUUUUGGUUUCUUUAUCCCAUUGGUGUUUAUGCUCUUUUGCUACAUGUUUAUUGUCAAAACCUUAGUGCAAGCACAGAAUUCUAAAAGGCACAAAGCCAUCCGUGUGAUUAUAGCGGUGGUUCUCGUGUUUCUGAUUUGCCAGAUUCCUCAUAAUAUGGUACUUCUAGUGACAGCAGCAAAUAUGGGUAGAAUGAACCGAACCUGCAGCAGCGAAAAGCUAAUGGGCUACACCAAAAUUAUCACCGAAGUCUUGGCUUUUCUGCAUUGCUGCCUCAACCCUGUGCUAUAUGCCUUUAUUGGUGAGAAGUUUAGAAACUACUUUCUGAAGAUCAUGAAGGACCUGUGGUGUGUGAGAAGAAAGCAUAAGUCAGCAGGCUUCUCUUGCUCCAGGAUGUAUUCAGAAACCUUCAUCUCCAGACAGAUCAGCGAGACAGUGGACAACGAGAAUGCAUCAUCCUUCACAAUGUAAUGUGCUUGUGUAACUGAGAACAUUUCUGGAAGUAUGUUGGAAACAUGCUAGUAGAUGAGAGGCAAAAAAUAGUCCAUGGUCAAAGACAUGGAAAUGAAGAAAUUAAAUAAAAUGAAGAAAGUGUCCUGACAGCGGAUCAGAGAUUUAAUAUGCUAACGGACGAUAUAAAUCUCUGCAUGGUGAUGGGUAAGGGUAGACUGUCACUAGUGGCAUUCCAAAGAUUGACUUGACAAAGAAUGCUUUGUUGCUCUGGUUGUAUAUCACAGGGUGGGGAUUCCACAAAACAGGUUUGGGAAAAGCUGAGUGAAAGUGGAUUCCUUACAAAUUUGAAAAUUUUCAGAAUUAUUCAUGAUGCAGCCAUAGACCACGAUUACUUCUGGUCCUAGCACAAAAUGUUAAUGUGGUUUGAAACACCAAAACAGAAACAACAAGAAGUAAAAUCCCCACAUAACUCAUUCUAGGCCAAAGGUUAAACAAUUUACCCAUCAAAAUCUAAUAAUAAGCAACAAAUUUGACCUGCUUGAGUUUUUAUCUCAUUUUGCUUUUGUGUGUACAUGAGAUUGGGAAAAAAAAAAAAAAAGAAAAUCAAGCUCAAGAAUUCAUAAACUGGGAAAACUGUGAUGGAAGGUUGAAAAGAUGGCUGAAUAAAUAUUAGUUUCA